UCCGGUGAUGGGCAGGACCGGGGCGGUGUCCGGACCGGGGCUCCUCCCCUCGCCACCCCCCUCCACCCCCCCUCCCCCCCCGGCAGCCGCAUUCGCCGCCGCAGCGCAGGGAGGGAGCUGGAUGGUGUGAAGAGAGGAGCUGGGGGGCGGUGCGAGCAGCUCCCAGCGCUGCCGGUGAGACAGCAUCAUGCUGGCUCCAAAGAAAGGCCUCCUGUGCAACCUCAACCACAUCCACCUGCAGCACAUCUCGCUGGGGCUGCACCUGUCCCGGCACCCGGAGCUGCAGGAGACCGCGGCUUCCCCGGCCGGAGACCAGAGCGGCCGCGGCGACUGCCCCGAGAACCGCGAGCAGGUGGACGCCAAUUCCAACAACCCCUCCUUCAAGUGCCGCUGUUGCGAGUCCCACGCUCAGCAGCCGGAGACGCUGGGUCUCCUGAACCAGGCAGCUCAGGAGGGUUUUCCCUGCCUGCACGCUGGGGAGGAGGCGGCUUCCCCUUGCGAUCUUGCUUCCUCCACCUCCUCCUCCUCCUCCGUCAGCAGCUGCUCGGAUUUCAGCUUGGAUGACUCCCCGGUCUCCGUGUACUGCAAGGGGUUCUCCGGAGAAGGCUCCCAAUCGCCUGAAAAUCAACCCACCGCCAUUCCCAUAGAAGAUGCCGGGGAUGGCCGGUCGCCGGCUGAGCCGAGCAGGACGUGCGAUGGAAGAGACGCCAACUUCAACCCCCCGGCGCCGCAGAGCAGGGACGCGCUGGCUGGGGAGAGCCCGGACAGCCUCUGCAGCAGCCCCUCGCCCGCCUCCCAGCGCCACAAGACCUCACCCGGCCUGGAGACCACCCGCGGCGUCCCCGGCGACCUGGACCCCAACUGCAACCCUCUCCCCGAGCCCGACGCUGCUCCCGCGGCUCCGCCAGCGCCGGCCCGGUGGGACCCGGUGCUGGGCAGCGCUCCGGAGCCCCUGCCCCGCGCCGCCAGCGUCCCACCGCCCGUGCCCCCCCGGCCCCGCCGGCGGCUGCAGGUGCUGGGUGCGCAGCGAGCGGAGCAGCCGCUGGUGGAGCCGGAGCCCGGCGCGGGGGAGCUCUGCAGGGACGCGGGCAAGAAGAACAUCACCUCCUUCCACGAGCUCGCCCAGAAGAGGAAGAGGAACGCCGGCGGGGCCGCGCUCGCCCAGGCCAGGGCUGACCGCAGCGACUGGUUGAUCGUGUUCUCCCCCGACACGGAGCUGCCGCCCCCCAGCGAGCUCCUGGCCAGCGAGCCGGCCCGGCCACAGCCCCAGCACGACGGGCCGGCGAAACCGCCCGGCUCCCGGCAGAGAGAGGUGACCACGUUCAAGGAGCUGCGGUACCGCAGCGCUGCCAACAAGCCCAAGGGGCAGCCGGGCGGCGGGCGGGCAGAGCCGGCGGCGUCUCAGCGCCCACCCGCGUCCCUCGGGAUCACCGUGGGCGGCGACAGCGCGGGCUGGGGGCCACCCGCGCCGCUGGCACCCGUGGAAAGCCACCAGGCCAAGAGGAGGAGAUCUCGCCCGGGACUGCAGCCCAUUGCGGAGGGACAGCCGGGGGACACAGAGGAAGGGAUUCUGCCACCGCCACCGAGCCGUGUCCCGGGGGAGAAGGCGCUGAGCGCCGGCGGCGAUGGAGAUGUCCCGGUUUGGGGGCUUGCGGAGCCCAGGGGGGACCCUUGGGUGCCAGGAACGGUCGAGAGAGGAGAUGACGCUUGCAAGGAGGCCAGGCCCGAGCCGCCCGGAGCCGCCCCGGGCACAGCCCGGCCUGGCGGGGGGAGCGCGGAGGGAGCCCGGGGAGAGCAGAAGAAAGCCCUGCUGGUGGCCGUCAGCACCGCCGUGGACAAGGUCAUCGCCCAUUUCAGCGCCGCGCGGAACCUGGUGCAGAAGGCGCAGCUGGGGGACAGCCGGCUCAGCCCCGACGUGGGUCACCUGCUGCUGCGCACGCUGUGCCCCGCGCUCUACGCCGUGGUGGAGGACGGGCUGAAGCCGUUCCAGAAGGACGUCAUCACGGGCCAGAGGAGGAAUUCCCCUUGGAGCGUGGUGGAAGCCUCGGUGAAGACAGGUCGGGGCUCCACCACGCGCUCCCUCCACGCUCUGUGCUGGCACGUGGCCGGGCUGGCCCCUCUCGGCAGCACCAGGCAGAAGUUUCACGCCUUUAUCCUCGGCCUUUUGAACACGAAGCAGCUGGAGCUGUGGAUCUCCCACCUGCAGAAGAGCCCAGGAGUGAUCUCCACGCUGUAUUCACCUCUGGCCUUCUUCGCCCUGAGCCAAGGGCCUCUCCCGCACCUCGCCGACGAGCUGCUGCUGCUCAUCCAGCCCCUCUCCGUGCUCACUUUCCACCUCGACCUCCUCUUCGAGCACCACCACCUCUCCGUGGACGUCAGACCCUUGUCCCGUCGCCUGGAGUCCCCCUCCUCUCCUCCCCAUCACGCCGUGCAGCCUCCUCCGGAGCUCCAAAGCGGUGAAAGCGGGGACAGCCUGGAAGAUGAGAUCCCCCCCGAUGCUGCGGGGAGGGUGGCCGGUGCAGAGGGUGGCACAAGGCUUCGGUGGCAAGCGGCUGAGCACGGGCUGGUCCCCGGCCCGCAGGUGGCGGCUGCGCUGCAGCUGAGCUUCCAGCACGUGCUGCGCUGGGGCGAUCAGCUCAGCCGCGCUUUCCGGGGAGGGGACAGCUCCCCGGAGACCCCCAAGCCCGAGGCGGGUCCUCGGGAUGCCAGUGCUGGCCCCGGCGGCUGGUGGGACCAGCUAAGCCAGGCCUCCAGGAUUUACGCUGCUCCCAGCAAGGAGAAGUUCGCCCUGGGCUGGUGGACGAAGCUGCGGGCGGCUGCGGGGGAUCCCGGCCCCGGUCAAUCUGCGCGACCCCAUGGAUGCGUGAAGGAGGCCAGAGGGACGGAGCUGCAGCUCCUGCAGAGCAAAGGUGGUGCUGAACUUCCCACCGCAAAACCCAGAGGCAGCGCUGACGCCUCCGGGACCUCUUCUCCUGAAGAUCUCACCCUGUCUGCUGGAGCUGGAGCACCCGCUGAGCCGGAUGGUCGUACCGCUGGGGAGAAACUCAAGGCUGCUUCCCCAGAGCCGCGUGGGAACGGGAACGGGGCCGCCACCGAUCCGGAGCGCGAUGGUCCUGCUGGUGCCGACAAAGGCAGCUGGCUGGGCCGGCUCUUCGGAGCCACCAGUCCCUCUGCCAGGAGCUUCCAGCCCAGUCCUGACACCGGCUCAACCAGGUCCAGGAGACCCUCCAGCUGGUUGUCCCCCGGCGCGCGUGUCCUGGCCGGGGCGGUGAAGGGGCUGGCGGCCGAGAAGACUCGUGAUGGAGAACGGGCAGAGAGGAACGCGGCCCACGCGCCACAGCCCCACAGGGCGGUCCGGGCACUGUGUGACCACACGGGCAGUGCCGACGGGCACCUGAGCUUCCAAAAAGGGGAUGUCCUGCAGCUGCUCUCCACCGUGGACGAAGACUGGAUCCGCUGCUGCCGCGGGAGCAGCACCGGCCUCGUCCCCGUGGGCUACACAUCCCUCAUCCUGUGAGGAAGAGGAGGCCUGAGGAAGCAGCGGAGCUCGUCCACGCAGGUGCCACCUCUGGGAGGGACCAUCUGCCACACUGUCACCGCCGUCGAGGCGUCACCGCCAUCAGGACACUCGUCACUGCUGCUAAUUCACGUGACGUUACCGUCUUGCCGUGGGCACGUCCCGUGUCCCCACAGACCCGCUGGCACUUCACCGCUGCCGGGGAGGGAAGGGCCGUGUCCCCGUGUCGUCCCCGCGCCGUCGCGUCCCGCCACCGCCGCGUGUCCCCGGCCACCGCGGUCCCAGCACUCUGUAAAUCAUUGUAACCACAGAACAAGCUCGUUCUGGGGGGAAAAAGCUGGAAAUAAAGGUUGUGACUCA
This is a messenger RNA of Columba livia (rock pigeon), 3877 nucleotides long. RefSeq names its product RUN and SH3 domain containing 1 (gene RUSC1). The record is from RefSeq and is a predicted model, not a curated record. NCBI's taxonomy places the organism in Eukaryota, Metazoa, Chordata, Aves, Columbiformes, Columbidae. The transcript has 10 exons. Gene Ontology annotation, cellular component: cytoplasmic vesicle. Bases 188 to 3517 code for a protein of 1109 amino acids. Gene Ontology annotation, molecular function: protein binding.